This is a messenger RNA of Glycine soja, 1854 nucleotides long. RefSeq names its product transcription factor TGA2-like. Gene Ontology annotation, biological process: regulation of DNA-templated transcription; DNA-templated transcription. Bases 290 to 1624 code for a protein of 444 amino acids. The record is from RefSeq and is a predicted model, not a curated record. The transcript has 12 exons. Lineage: Eukaryota; Viridiplantae; Streptophyta; Magnoliopsida; Fabales; Fabaceae. Gene Ontology annotation, molecular function: DNA-binding transcription factor activity; sequence-specific DNA binding.
GAAAGUCUGAAACAAAUAAAAAUGGGAAAAUGAAAAAUCAUUAGCUUUCGGAAGCGGAAAUUGGACUGAUCCUUUCUCUCUCUCUCUCUCUUUCUCCUCAACGCCUCUUCCUUUCAAUUUAAUCCAACAAUAAUAAUUAUUCGCAAAAAAACGUUGAACAGAUACCAUCAUCAUCACCCACAUCAUCAGAAUUUCAAGGUCUUGUAUUGCAAGGUUAUUGAGGAUAUGAUGGUGUGUGUGGAGUAGAGCCGGUGUUUGUGUAGAAGAUGAAAAGGGAACAGCAAGAGGGAUGCCGAGCUUUGAUUCACAAUUGCCCAAUUCCAAUGCAUGCUAUACAGAGGGAAGCGCAAUUGAUUCUUUUUGUGUGUUUGACUUUGAUCAAUCAGUUGGAUAUCGCAUAGAGGAUUGUGUUGCCUUGAGGGGAAACUCAGUUUUUGACUCACUAAAAGUAAGUAGCCAAACAAUUUCUCGGGGUCCUGUUGAAGUUGAUUCCUUUGAUAAGUUACCAACUUCACUCAAUAAAAACCCAUUAACAAGCCAAACAGAGCGACAAAGAUUGCAAUUACAAAAGGUUCAAUUAUCAAAUCUGGUCAGUGGGGAUACGGAACACCAGGAAGAGUCUGCCAUGGCUGACGCCAGUCCUAGAACUGAUAUUUCUACAGAUGUUGACACUGAUGAUAAGAAUCCACGGUUUGAUAGAAGUCAGUCCCUUGUUGCUGUGGUUUCUGACUCCAGUGACAGAUCAAAGGAUAAAUCAGAUCAGAAGACUCUCCGAAGGCUUGCUCAGAAUCGUGAGGCAGCAAGAAAAAGUCGGUUGAGAAAGAAAGCUUAUGUUCAACAGCUUGAAAGUAGUCGCUUAAAGUUAACCCAACUGGAGCAAGAGCUUCAGCGAGCUAGGCAGCAGGGAAUCAUUAUAUCAAACUCAGGUGAUCAAGCACAUUCAAUGAGUGGAAAUGGGGCUAUGGCAUUUGAUGUAGAGUAUGCAAGAUGGCUGGAAGAGCAGAAUCGACAAGUUAAUGAGCUAAGAGCAGCUGUAAAUUCCCAUGCAGGUGAUACAGAACUUCGCAUGAUUAUCGAUGGUAUAAUGGCACAUUAUGAUGAGAUAUUUAGGCUGAAGGCCGAUGCAGCUAAGGCUGAUGUCUUCCAUUUGUUGUCUGGAAUGUGGAAGACACCAGCAGAGAGGUGUUUUCUAUGGCUUGGUGGUUUUCGGUCAUCUGAACUCCUCAAGCUCCUGGUAAAUCAGUUGGAACCUCUGACAGAGCAACAGUUAGUGGGUAUUACCAACUUGCAGCAAUCUUCCCAACAGGCCGAAGAUGCAUUGUCUCAGGGCAUGGAAGCAUUGCAACAGUCCCUUUCUGAGACAUUAUCCACUGGAUCACUUGGCUCCUCUGGUUCAUCAGGCAAUGUGGCAAAUUACAUGGGUCAAAUGGCUAUGGCCAUGGGUAAACUAGGGACACUUGAGGGGUUCAUUAAGCAGGCUGACAAUUUGCGCCAGCAGACUUUGCAACAAAUUCACCGCAUAUUGACAACUCGGCAAUCGGCUCGUGCACUACUUGCAAUACAUGACUACUUUUCUAGGUUGCGUGCCCUUAGCUCUCUUUGGCUUGCCCGCCCAAGAGACUGAUGGGUGGUAAAUAGUGUCAUUAAUUUUCAUGGAUCUGGCACCAGAAUCAUUUGUCAUAGGUUUUUCACUCUUGCAAUUUUACUGUGUUGUAGUUUUCAUAUUACUGAUAUUAGUGUUUCAGUAAGUUAUAAUUCAGAAACUGAAUUGGUGACAUGACAAGGGUAUGCAUUUUGUUUAUUACUACUAAUGUGAUAAUAUUGUCCAUUGUAACACAGUUGAAGGGAUUUAGA